AUGGGGAAGGAGGACGGAUUCAAGACUCAGAAGCGCGUCUCAACCGCUUCCGCCACCGCGUCCGGCGUUCUUCCGACGACGAUGGCGAGUGGCGGAGGAAGGAGAGCACCACGUGGUAAACAGAUCCAGAAGACGUUCAACAACGUGAAGAUGACUAUCCUCUGUGGUUUCGUCACCAUUCUCGUCCUCCGUGGCACAAUCGGCGUUAACCUCGGCACCUCCGACGCCGAUGCUAUUAACCAGAACCUAAUCGAAGAGACUAACCGACUUCUAGCUGAGAUCCGAUCCGAUUCGGAUCCUACCGACACGAACGAGCCUCCUGACUCGGAUCUCGACCUCAACAUGACCUACACUCUCGGACCCAAGAUCACUGACUGGGACAACCAACGAGUAAUGUGGUUAACGCAGAACCCAGAAUUUCCCAGUGUCGUCGGUGGUAAAGCUAGGGUUUUGCUGCUAACAGGUUCGCCUCCGAAACCUUGUGACAAUCCAAUUGGUGAUCAUUACCUAUUGAAGUCGGUGAAGAACAAGAUUGACUAUUGUAGGAUACACGGGAUCGAGAUUGUGUACAACAUGGCUCAUUUGGACAAGGAGCUUGCUGGGUAUUGGGCAAAGCUCCCAAUGCUCAGGAGACUGAUGCUGUCUCACCCUGAGAUCGAGUGGAUUUGGUGGAUGGACAGCGAUGCUCUGUUCACAGACAUGGUGUUCGAGAUUCCCUUGUCUAAAUACGAGAACCAUAACUUGGUUAUCCACGGGUAUCCGGAUUUGCUGUUCGAGCAGAAGUCGUGGAUCGCUCUGAACACUGGUAGCUUCUUGUUUAGGAACUGUCAGUGGUCUUUGGAUCUGUUGGACGCUUGGGCUCCGAUGGGACCAAAAGGACCGAUCAGGGAAGAAGCCGGGAAGAUUCUCACGGCGAGUCUCAAGGGAAGACCAGCGUUCGAAGCUGAUGAUCAGUCUGCAUUGAUCUAUCUGCUGCUUUCACAGAAGGACAAGUGGAUGGAGAAAGUCUUUGUGGAGAAUCAGUACUAUCUUCAUGGGUUUUGGGAAGGAUUAGUGGAUAAGUACGAGGAGAUGAUGGACAAGUAUCAUCCGGGCUUGGGAGACGAGAGAUGGCCCUUUGUUACUCAUUUCGUCGGAUGCAAACCGUGUGGGAGCUAUGCGGAUUACGCGGUUGAACGUUGCUUGAAGAGUAUGGAGAGAGCGUACAACUUUGCGGAUAAUCAGGUGCUUAAGCUUUAUGGGUUUGGUCACAGGGGAUUGCUGAGCCCUAAGAUCAAGAGGAUCAGGAACGAGACAACAUUGCCAUUGAAGUUUGUAGACCGGUUUGAUAUUCGGAGAACAACAACACCGCUCAAGUCUGAAGCACGGAGCUAG
Molecule: messenger RNA, 1374 nt
Organism: Thlaspi arvense
Lineage: Eukaryota; Viridiplantae; Streptophyta; Magnoliopsida; Brassicales; Brassicaceae
Source: the annotation of a GenBank genome assembly